AUGUUUCUUCCAAGUGCUGUAAUCGCCUUGAAGUGUUACACGUGCUCUUACUCAAUGCUUGAACAGACACCUGAAAGUGAUUUUUUUUGCGCCAAUGAAUCAUUAACGAAAAUUAAUCGCGAUCUUACGACACGCACUUGCGCAUCACGGGAAAAAUUUUGCAUUACUACUGUGGAAACAUCAUUGAAAGCGUUUAGUGCAGUCACACGUACGUGUAUUGAUAAGUGCCGUGAAUCUUGUAAAUCAGAUGGUUACGGAACAAAUAUGGUCCGAUGUAGUAAUUGUUGCGCCGAUGAUUUCUGCAACGGAAACUAUUCCGUUCGUUACUAUAUGGAACUUAUGAAACAGCAACAUAUUUCAUGGUUUAAGCCAUCAGUGGGCGAAAAACUUUACAAUCGUAUGAAUAAUAUUACUUUUCCCUAUUAA
Messenger RNA from Cercopithifilaria johnstoni, 426 nucleotides. The record is from the annotation of a GenBank genome assembly. Lineage: Eukaryota; Metazoa; Nematoda; Chromadorea; Rhabditida; Onchocercidae.